AAGCCUGAUGAAGACAGCUUAUAUAUACUCUGACUCUAAAACUCCAUGACUACUUUCUGGCAAUUACUAUACCAUCGAGGUAAGUCUGCUUUCUCUUUUCAUAUUGGUUGUUACGUGUUGUAUUUUUCGUAUAUGAUUUAAAACAUAAUUGACUAUGUUGCAGUUUAGCAAGUUAUCAUUGGGGUUACUGAUUAUUUUAACAUUAGUUCAUCCUAAUCAUUUAAUACAACAGACAGCUAGAAUUGUUUGCUAUUUCAGCAAUUGGGCAAUUUAUAGACCUGGAAUUGGUAGUUACGGCAUCGCUAAUAUCCGCGGUGACCUUUGUACUCAUAUAAUUUAUUCAUUCAUCGGUAUAAGUAACAUUACUUGGGAAUAUUUCAUCUUAGAUCCUGAAAUUGACGUGAAACAAAAUGGAUUUUUCAAUUUUGUCGGCUUGAAGAAAAAGUUCCCGGGCUUGCAAACAGCGAUCGCUAUUGGUGGAUGGGGUGAAGGUGGGAGGAAAUACAGUGCUCUGGUUAGUAAUAAAGAGCGACGUGACGUAUUUAUUCGAAGUAUAAUUGAAUUUAUGCAUAAAUAUGGAUUUGAUGGAUUCGACUUAGAUUGGGAAUAUCCUGGUGCAACUGAUCGAGGUGGUAAAUAUUUGGAUAAGAAUAAUUUCAUCUAUUUCGUCGAAGAGCUCCGACGAGCAUUUGAUAAGGAACAAAAAAAUUGGGAAAUUACCAUGGCGGUACCAAUAGCUAAAUUUCGACUUGCUGAAGGGUACCAUGUUCCAGAACUUUGUGGUUAUUUAGAUGCAAUUCAUGCUAUGGCAUACGAUUUGCGAGGGAAUUGGGUUGGAUUUGCAGAUGUCCAUAGUCCAUUGUAUAAGCGUCGGCAUGAUCAAUAUGCUUACGAAAAGCUGAAUGUUAAUGAUGGUUUACAACUAUGGGUUGACUCAGGAUGUCCUCCGAACAAACUGGUCGUUGGUAUUCCUUUCUAUGGUCGUAGUUAUACGCUGAGUGUCAGUAACAGUAACUAUGAUCUGGGAACUUAUGUCAACAAGGAAGCAGGAGGUGGAAUUGCUGGGAAAUAUACAGCUGCGAGAGGUUUCUUAGCUUAUUACGAGAUUUGUUCUAUGAUUCAAGGUUCAGAAAAAUGGGUAAGUAAAUGGGAUGAUGAUGGAAAAGUGCCUUAUGCUUAUAAAGGUACACAAUGGGUAGGGUAUGAAGAUCCCGAAAGCGUUGAAAUAAAAGUAAAUUGGAUCAAAUCUAAAGGAUAUGCUGGUGCUAUGGUUUGGGCUAUUGAUAUGGAUGAUUUUCACGGAAUUUGUGGGGAAAAAGAUGCAUUAAUAAGAAAAAUUUCUUCUAUCAUAAGAAACUAUCAAGUUCCCAAACCCGUCAUCAAUACUACACCAAGACCUGAAUGGGAUAAACCUCCAAGUACAACCUCUGUGAUUGAAGACAACACUUCUCCUGCAUCUCCGGUGAGAAAUAAACUAACAAGUUCAACCAAUGUUAAUGAUAAAUUAACGACCUUGCCCAAUGAAAUUCAUAAAUCAACGAUUGGAAGUGCUCAGUCUGAAAAAAAUAAUGUACAAUGUACCAGUUCUCAUGAUUACUUACCAUCUGAAAAUUGUAAUUCGUACUAUCGUUGCAUUUACGGAAAACCUCUCAAGUUUCGAUGUCAUGAUAAGUUGAUUUACAACCCAAAAAAGUUAAGGUGCGAGCAAUCAAUGAAUGUCAAUCCCGUGGACUGCAGAGGUUAAUAAGAUGUCGGGGACAAUUUUUUCAUGCCUAUCAAACAACUACUGCCCAGUAAACAAAAACAUUCAAUUUCAUUAGAAAUUGAUAUAAAUGUUAAUAUUAUCUCUAGAAAAAAUCACAAUUGGAUGACACAUAAAAUAUGCAUAAAAUUACUUUUAUGUUGUAACAACUGUUUCAAGGAUAAAGUUUAAACAUUUUCAUUAGAUUAUCUCGAUAAAAUAUCCACAUGCUUGUCGCUUGACAACUGAAGUAACGUAAAUUAGUACCCUUUAAUUCAGAUCAUAUUUUCCAUCAUUUAUCCUUUGGAUUUUUC
This is a messenger RNA of Cotesia glomerata, 2055 nucleotides long. Its product is annotated as endochitinase. The coding region runs from base 155 to 1744 and encodes 529 amino acids. Gene Ontology annotation, cellular component: extracellular region. Gene Ontology annotation, molecular function: chitinase activity; chitin binding. Gene Ontology annotation, biological process: carbohydrate metabolic process; chitin catabolic process. The record is from RefSeq and is a predicted model, not a curated record. The transcript is spliced from 9 exons. Lineage: Eukaryota; Metazoa; Arthropoda; Insecta; Hymenoptera; Braconidae.